Penicillium griseofulvum is the source of this 771-nucleotide messenger RNA. RefSeq names its product HMG-box domain-containing protein. The transcript has a single exon. Gene Ontology annotation, biological process: regulation of transcription by RNA polymerase II. The record is from RefSeq and is a predicted model, not a curated record. Gene Ontology annotation, molecular function: RNA polymerase II cis-regulatory region sequence-specific DNA binding; DNA-binding transcription factor activity, RNA polymerase II-specific. The coding region runs from base 1 to 771 and encodes 256 amino acids. NCBI's taxonomy places the organism in Eukaryota, Fungi, Ascomycota, Eurotiomycetes, Eurotiales, Aspergillaceae. Gene Ontology annotation, cellular component: nucleus.
AUGUCUAGCAGUGGAAACUCUAAGCGGUCUACUCGAAAACGGCGGGCUUUUUCGUGGGGUGAUAUGCCCCAAGGCGCACCCUGGGACCUGACGGACCAGCCGAGCAAGUGGACUCCAGACAUGACGAACACUCCAAUCCUGGAUAUAGACACAUGGGUGCGACGGCCAGUUGAAGAGCGCCGGAAGGAGACAGAGCAGAAAGGAAGGGUUCCACGGCCCAUGAACUGCUUCAUGCUGUACCGGUGGGCCAAUACAGAAAGUAUCAGAAGACUAUCGCAACGGCACAACCCUCGAGACAUCUCCUCUAUUGCGGGAAAAAGAUGGAGGGAAGAACCACAGAGAGUCCGCGACAAAUUCCAACAAUUAGCCGAGAUUGAGCACGACGGUCAUGCCGAAGCGCAUCCAGGCUACAAAUUCAAAAGGAAGGCGCGAAAAAGGCAAUCCAUUGCCAAUUCCGUGGCGCAUCUUGGGAGUUCUGAACCUUCCGAGCAUAACAGUUGUGACUGGUCUUCCGUACAGGAGUUUGAAACUGGCAUCCAAACCCCUAACAAUUAUCCCUGCUCGGGCACUCAUCCCGAAGAUAUUCCGGAAACCCUCGUCGCUCCCAUUGAAGGUGUUCUCCAAGGAGGCUGCUUCAAGGGCUUGAUUAUGCUUCCUAGAGAACCGCACUAUGACUUGCUGUGUCCCCAGCCAAUCCACCCCCUUACUAACCCUCUCAUCGAUGGGAGCUAUGUGGACCCUCGAUGGCAAGGAAGCCUGUGGCAUCUAUAG